Penicillium cataractarum is the source of this 1347-nucleotide messenger RNA. Its product is annotated as putative phosphatidylglycerol specific phospholipase C. The transcript has 3 exons. Bases 1 to 1347 code for a protein of 448 amino acids. Gene Ontology annotation, molecular function: hydrolase activity, acting on ester bonds. Lineage: Eukaryota; Fungi; Ascomycota; Eurotiomycetes; Eurotiales; Aspergillaceae. Gene Ontology annotation, biological process: phospholipid catabolic process. The record is from RefSeq and is a predicted model, not a curated record.
AUGAAGGCCAACACUCUCCUCCCCCUCCUGGGCCUGUCCGGCAGCGCCGUCGGCGCCGUUGUUGCCCGCAACAACCAGACUCCCUUUGGCUACGCCUCUGGCUCCAAGGAGUCCAUUGCCAACUUGAAGGACAAGAUUGAGAAUGUUGUCUGGAUUCUGUUGGAGAACCGUGGUUUUGACAACAUCCUGGGUGGUGUCCACAAGAAGGGUCUCGACAACGUUGUCAACAACGGACCCUUCUGCAACCCUGUGUCCGUCAAGGAGCCCAACGGUCAGAAGAUGUGCAGUCAGUACAAGGACUUUGACUCCGUCAUUCACGACCCCGACCACUCCGUCACUGGUGUCAACUUCCAGCUCUACGGUCAAUACAGCCCCGACAACGCUGCCAUUGCCAACGGCAGCCUGAAGCCCAGCCUUGAUGGCUUCGUUGAGCGCCAAGCUGAUCGCUACAACAUCUCCACCAAGCUCGCCACUGAGGAGGUUAUGGGCUACUACUCCGAGGACGAGAUCCCCACUCUCGUCAACCUGGUCGACGAGUUCACCACCUUCAACUACUGGCACUCCUGUGUCCCGGGUCCCACCAACCCCAACCGUCUCUGUGCCAUCGCCGGUACCCCCGACGGCCACGGAAAGAACGACAACGACUUCGAUGUCUCUGCCAUUGACAUCCCCAGCAUUUUCCAGGUUGCCUCCGAGAAGGGCAUCUCCUGGAAGAACUACGAUGGCACCAACGGUGCCUUCCUCUCCGACGCCAUGUUCUUCAACUGGACCGCUGCCAACGCCCAGUCCAGCGUCGUUCCCCUCGAGAACUUCUACCAGGACGCCUACCUGGGCACCCUCCCCAAGCUGUCCUACCUCAACCCCUCCUGCUGCGGCCUUGACACCAACUCCAUGCACCCCAACGGCAACGUCUCCACCGGCCAGGUCCUCCUGAAGCAGGUCUACGACGCCGUCCGUACCGGUCCCCAGUGGGAGAAGACUCUGCUGCUGAUCACCUUCGAUGAGACAGGUGGUUUCUACGACCACACCUACACCGAGACCGCCACCGAUGGCUCCAGCUACACCCUGAAGUUCGACCGUCUCGGUGGCCGUAUGCCCACCUGGCUCGUUUCCCCCUACGCUCCCCAGGGCUACGUCGAGAACUACGGUAUUGACCCCGCCACUGGCAAGUCUGCCUCGUACUCUGCUACCUCCGUCCUCAAGACUCUGGGUUACCUGUGGGAUCUGAAGGACUUCUCUCCCCGUGUUUCUCACUCCCCUGCCUUUGACCACCUGAUCGGUCCUAAGGCUCGCUCUUCGACCCCUGCUACUCUGGCCAACCCCCACCCCUUCCCUGAGGCUGUUUAA